This is a messenger RNA of Heterobasidion irregulare TC 32-1, 456 nucleotides long. RefSeq lists its product as uncharacterized. Lineage: Eukaryota; Fungi; Basidiomycota; Agaricomycetes; Russulales; Bondarzewiaceae. The coding region runs from base 1 to 456 and encodes 151 amino acids. The transcript has a single exon. The record is from RefSeq and is a predicted model, not a curated record.
AUGACGACGCUGACGGCUUCCCCGGCGCCAGCAUCGACCCCGGUCCACCUGCACCCACUAUCGACGGAAGAGCCGCCGCCCAAAAGCCGCCGCACUCGCACUUCUGGGCAGCGGCAGGGCGACGCGCCGGCGUCUCCGGAGAGCGCGACUAAUACACGCUCGCCGAACUAUUUUGCUCUCAAAGCGCAGCUCGAGGCUGGCACUCGGGACGGGCGCGGGAACUGGGAUGGCAGCGUGCGGGGCUAUGGCAAGGCGAGCCGCCGAAGCGCGGCGCAUGAGCCCAUGCUCGCCGACUUCAGCGCCGGCGAGGCCGAGAGGGGGGAGGGACGGCCAGCGCUGCAGGAUAGGCGCCGGCAAGCGCCCCCGCUUUUCGUCGUGGGGUCGUCGAGGGACGCGUACGUCGACUCGGAGCCGAAAGAAGACAGAUCGCAUUGUUACCGCCUUUGGAAAACUUGA